Molecule: messenger RNA, 3376 nt
Organism: Aphidius gifuensis
Lineage: Eukaryota; Metazoa; Arthropoda; Insecta; Hymenoptera; Braconidae
Exons: 2
Coding region: 229-3012 (927 amino acids)
Source: RefSeq, a predicted model, not a curated record
AGUUGUUUGAAAAAGUUGAUCAACAGUAAGAUAUUUUGGUGGUUCUCGAUGAUGUUCUAGACGUUGAUCAUCAUUACUAUUAUCCAUAUACCAAACUUUAACCAUUAUUGAAGCUGGUGCAAGCUGGUGCAAGCACAAAAUAUUUGUAGAAAUAAAAAAUAGAAGGAAAAAAAACCAACAACAACUUGUAUCUGUACCGAUUAAUUUAUCAACAACAACAACAUAAUCAUGAAUGACUUGGAUGAUUUUUAUCGUAAAAUUCAAAUCUACUUGAUGAAAAAAGAUUCUGAAUGUGGAAAAUUACGAUAUUUGUCAUCAAGAACAACAAAUGAUAAUUGUGAUAAUAUUGAUGAUGUUUGUGACACAAUAACAAGUAUAUUUGAAUCAUGUAAAAUUCCUAAAAAUGAUGAUACAUCAAUAAUUGAUAAUAGCUGUAUUCAAGCAUUUAAAUAUUUAAUAUUAAAUACAAAUUUUCAAUGUCAAGAUCAUCUCAUGGAAGAUUUUGUAAAUGGUCAUUUGGUUGAUAUGUGUCCACCAAUAUCAUGCUACUUAUUAAUGGAAAUAAUAUAUGCACUUGGCUAUGACAUGAUACUUGCUGAAUCAAUACUUUAUUAUCCUUUUGAUUUAACAAAUGAACUAUUCGAAAUAAUACAUAGAUGCAUUGGUCUAUUAGAUUUUAAUCGUGCAUUUAAAUUUUUAAUAAAAAUCAUUAAUAACUCAGUUAAAAAAAUAAUUCACAUGAUAAAUCAUGGUAUACAAACAACAAACAUGGAUUAUAAUUAUGAUACAUUUAUUUUGAAUAUUAAAAAGCUAAUUGAGUUGUUGAAUAAUGAUAAAUUUACAAAAAUUGAGGAACUUAUUGAAGAGCCAAAAAGUGAACGUUAUGGUAUUAUUUUAAAAAAUAUACUUGAGCUAAUAAUUGAUGGUUUUGUUGAUAAAAAUAACACAACAAUUAUCAAUAAUAUUGAAAAUAUAUAUCGAGUAUCAUUUGGAAGAGAAAUAAAGUUUCAUAAAUUAGAUGAAAAUAAAGCAAUGAUUAGUUUUGAUAACAUACAAAAUCAAUUAUUUUAUGGUUUAUUUAAAUGUUUUAAAAAUAUUGAUUUUAAUAUUUAUCUUGAUUGGGCAGAUUUGGAGUAUAAUGGUAGUUCUGAUGUAUCAUAUCAACAAGCAAUUGGCUAUGAUUGCCAUGAGUUGAUAGAUUUAAUUGACAAAAAUAAUAUAACUGAACAGAAUCAUUUGUUACAGUGUCUUCAACAAUUUUCAAUGAAAAAAAAUACAACAAAUUUAUACAAUGGCAUGAGUAUCAAAGAAUUAUGUGAUGGUAUUGAUGAUGGAAAUAAAAGCUGUAUGAAAGAACUAUUAAAACGUAAUGAUGAAUGGAAUCAUGAUGUAUUUUUUAUGAUUAAAAAAAAUUAUUUACUUAUUGAUAAAGAUGAUUUUGUUGUAUUGCUGGAUUACAUGACUAGAUUGAUGAUUAAACCUGGUCAAGAAGAAUACAAACAACUCGUUUUUAAUACUAUUAAAAAAUCAGUAUUAACACAGUCAUUGACAGACAUGUAUGACAUAACAUUAAACUACAUAUUACAACACAAUGGAAAUAACAUACUAGAAUCAAAUGAAACUGAAGAAUCAUUUAAAAAAUUCAUUCAACAUAAUGUUAAUAUUAAAUCAUCAAAUAAUCUACGUAUUAUAUUAUUUUACAUGAUUAAAAAUCCAAAUAAAAUAUUAAAUGAAUUGUUGAAUAUAUGUUUUGGAAUUAACGAGUACAACAUUAUGAUAUCACCAAAUGAUUUAUCAUUACUAUCACCAAUUAUGAAAAUACGUGAUAAUAAAAAUGGCAGUAGUAUUAUAUUGACUGUACUAAAAAAUAUGAAUCAUCAUAAUCAACAAUGGGAAUCUAAAAAAUACAUGUUAUUUAUCAAAACAAUGAUUGAUAAAAAUAUAUUUACAAUUGAUGAGUUGAUAAAUCAUGUUUAUAUUCAUUGGCUUGAUAAUAAUCAUGUGCUAAGUAUAUCAUGCUUGAAAAUAAUACUAAAUAACAUUCGACAAAUUGUAAAUUUAUGUACAAUUAAUGUAAAAUUUGAAGAAUUAAUUAAAGUAUUUGCUAAAAUAUUAGGGUAUUAUCGUAAUCAUGUUGAUAAUAAAUUAAAAAAAUCAAUGUCAAAUGAGAUUGUAACAAUGAUCAUAAGAAUAAUUGAGUUAUUGUUAAAUGAACGUGAUGAUUUUUUAACAAGCCAUGAAAUUCGUGAGACAAUAAUGUACAUUGAACCGUCAUUAAAACCAAUUGAUAAAUAUUAUUUUAUGAAAAAUUGGAUAACGUAUUUUGAUGUAACAGAAAUUGUACAAGAUUAUCAUAGAAAAAUUCAGAGUGUAUUGAUUGAAAUAUCAGCUGUUGAUGAUGUUGAUUCGUUGAAUAUUGAUGAUGACAUAUUGAUGCAUGUUAUGAUCAAUUGUACUGAGUUGGAGUACAUUAGAAUUGGCUGGGAAUAUUUAAUAAUUCAUUGGGAUUAUUUUAAAUUUAAUGAUGAACAUGAAGCGUAUGAUAAAUAUAUCAAUGCAACUAUUAAAUGUUGUUUGUAUUAUUUACAAUUUCAUGGUGAUAAUAAUUCAUUUUGUUUUAUGAUUAAAUGUCUAGCUCGUUUUGCCAAGGGGAUCCAUCAAAUUGAUACUAAUCUUCAUGAUGAUAUAUUGAUAGAUAUUAUUAUUGAUAAUUUUAAGCUACUUAAUCGGUGUAUUGUUGAUGAUAGCUAUGAAAAAAUAUAUAAUGAAACAAUGAGUGUCAUUGAUAAUUGUCUAGUUGAAUCUGUUGAUGAUAGAUAUUUAAAAAUCAUUAAAUCUAUUGAUGAAUUUGGUGAUCGUUGUGCUGAAAUAAUACUUGAAAAUAAACAACAAUGUAAUGAUUAUUAUAAACAAUAUAAUAAUACACAAAAAUUUAUUUCUCAUUGUAUUGAUAAUCCACAAUCAUCAGUAGCUCUUCGACUUUAUCAUCAUUUACUUUGUCAAAAAAUAUAAUUAAUAUUUUUUUUAUUCUAUUUAAUAAAUUAUGUGUUUUGUAAAAUUUAAAUUGUUUUUUUUAUUGUUAGUUAUUAAUUUUAUCAAUGACACAUUUCCUGUCGUGAUAAAACAUUUUUUUUUAUUUUUAUUCUUAUCAAUUAUGACGUGAUUUUAUCAAUUCUAGUUGACGAAAUAAAUAUACACCAACAUUAAGUCUAUUUUGAUGAUUUUAAAAUUAGAUUUUUAUUUUUUUUAUUUAGGUAAUCAUUAAAGUUAAAUUAGAUAUUUAUAUUUUUAACUAAAAAAUCAAACUGAUAAAGUAAAAAUAAAAUAAAAAUUGUCAUUAUACUUACUUGAAUAAUAUUUUUAGAAAAAAAAAAAA